Messenger RNA from Dipodomys ordii (Ord's kangaroo rat), 3149 nucleotides. It is a transcript of the gene Aass, whose product is annotated as aminoadipate-semialdehyde synthase. The record is from RefSeq and is a predicted model, not a curated record. Lineage: Eukaryota; Metazoa; Chordata; Mammalia; Rodentia; Heteromyidae. Gene Ontology annotation, molecular function: saccharopine dehydrogenase activity. The coding region runs from base 111 to 2891 and encodes 926 amino acids. The transcript has 24 exons. Gene Ontology annotation, cellular component: cytoplasm.
CCCCAGCCCAAUUUCAGCAGGGAAUUUGAAGCCGGCGGGGUCCUGACUCCGGAGCUCAGGACGGAGGGAACUAGUGAGCGUCCAGCUUCGACUCGUGACCAGAUUGCAAGAUGUGGCAAGUCCACAGAACCAACCUGAUCAGGCUGAGGACCAGCCUCUCCAGAGGCCUCCACCACAAAGCUGUGAUGGCGCUGCGGCGCGAGGACGUGAACGCCUGGGAAAGGAGGGCACCGCUGGCUCCCAAGCACAUCAAGGGUAUCACCAACCUGGGAUACAAGGUCUUGAUUCAGCCUUCCAACCGGCGGGCCAUUCACGACAAGGAAUAUGUCAAAGCUGGAGGCAUUCUUCAAGAGGAUAUAUCUGAAGCCUGUCUGAUUUUAGGAGUUAAAAGGCCUCCAGAGGAAAAAUUGAUGUCCAAGAAAACAUAUGCAUUCUUCUCUCAUACAAUAAAAGCACAGGAGGCCAAUAUGAGCUUGUUGGAUGAGGUUCUAAAACAGAAUAUCCGACUUAUUGAUUAUGAGAAAAUGGUGGAUCACAGAGGAAUCCGUGUAGUGGCCUUUGGACAGUGGGCAGGUGUGGCAGGGAUGAUCAAUAUUUUACAUGGAAUGGGUUUAAGGCUUCUUGCUCUGGGACAUCAUACACCUUUCAUGCAUCUUGGUAUGGCUCAUAACUACAGGAAUAGCAGUCAGGCUGUUCAAGCUGUCCGAGAUGCUGGUUAUGAAAUAUCUCUGGGUCUAAUGCCAAAGUCAAUCGGGCCCUUAACAUUUGUGUUCACAGGGACUGGUAAUGUAUCAAAGGGAGCCCAAGAAAUCUUCAAUGAGCUACCCUGUGAAUAUGUGGAGCCCCAUGAAUUAAAAGAAGUUUCCCAAACUGGAGACCUCAGAAAAGUAUAUGGGACUGUGUUAAGCCGACAUCAUCAUCUUGUCAGAAAAACAGAUGGUGUGUUUGAUCCUGUGGAGUAUGACAAACAUCCAGAGCGCUACAUAAGUCGUUUUAAUACUGAUAUUGCACCCUAUACAACUUGUUUAAUCAAUGGUAUUUAUUGGGAACAAAAUACCCCUCGCUUACUAACCCGGCAUGAUGCUCAAAGUCUCCUGGCUCCUGUCAAGUCUUCCAUUGUUACUGUUGAAGGUUGCCCCACAUUACCACACAGACUUGUAGCAAUAUGUGACAUAUCAGCGGACACAGGUGGAUCUAUAGAUUUUAUGACUGAGUGCACAACAAUAGAGCAUCCUUUUUGCAUGUAUGAUGCAGACCAGCAUAUCAUUCAUGACAGUGUUGAAGGCUCUGGGAUUUUGAUGUGUUCCAUUGACAAUUUGCCAGCACAGCUUCCAAUUGAAGCUACAGAAUACUUUGGAGACAUGCUUUACCCUUACGUUGAAGAAAUGUUAUUAUCAGAUGCAUCACAGCCCCUGGAAAGUCAGAACUUUUCUCCUGUGGUGCGAGAUGCUGUGAUUACAUCCAACGGUUUAUUAACGGAUAAAUAUAAAUAUAUCCAGAAACUCCGAGAGGACAGAGAAAAUUUUCAAUCAUUUUCAAUGAAUACCAAGAAAAAGGUGUUGGUUCUUGGAUCUGGCUAUGUAUCUGGACCUGUAUUGGAAUACCUGUCAAGAGACAGCAAUAUAGAAAUAACAGUAGGCUCUGACAUGGAAAAUCAAAUGAAAAAGUUAAGCAAGAAAUACAAUAUUAAUCUUGUUAACAUGAACAUCGGUAAACAAGAAGAAAGGUUGAACUCCCUGGUGGCAUCUCAGGAUCUUGUCAUUAGCUUGUUGCCAUAUGUGUUACAUCCCGUUGUGGCCAAAGCUUGCAUCACAAACAAAGUUAACAUGAUCACUGCAAGCUACAUCACACCAGCACUGAAAGAGCUGGAAAAGAGUGUGGAAGAUGCGGGCAUCACACUCAUUGGCGAGUUGGGCUUGGAUCCUGGGCUUGAUCAUAUGCUUGCAAUGGAUACCAUCGAUAAGGCCAAAGAAAUGGGGGCCACGAUUGAAUCUUAUAUUUCCUACUGUGGGGGGCUUCCUGCCCCCGAACAUUCUGACAAUCCUUUGAGGUAUAAAUUCAGCUGGAGUCCUAUGGGCGUUUUGAUGAACGUAAUGCAGCCUGCUUCUUACCUACUGAAUGGAAAGGUUGUGAACGUGGCAGGGGGAGUCUCCUUUCUUGAUGCCGUCACUUCCAUGGAUUAUUUUCCUGGCCUGAAUUUGGAGGGUUAUCCUAACAGAGACAGUACUCGAUACUCAGAGAUCUAUGGGAUCCCCUCUGCCCACACUUUACUGAGGGGUACACUGAGAUAUAAGGGGUAUUCCAAAGCUUUGAAUGGAUUCAUAAAGUUGGGCCUGAUAAACAGAGAAAUAUACCCUGCCCUACGACCUGAGGCCAACCCUCUCACUUGGAAACAACUCCUCUGUGACCUAGUUGGGAUUUCACGCUCUUCUUCGUGUGAUGUGCUUAAAGAUGCUGUCCUUACAAAACUGGGAGGGGACCAUACCCAGCUGGAGGCUGUAGAAUGGUUGGGCUUACUUGGGGAAGAUCAAGUCCCUCAGGCAGAGUCCAUUGUGGAUGCACUCUCCAAACACUUGGCCUUGAAGCUCUCCUAUGGCCCUGAAGAAAAAGAUAUGAUUGUGAUGAGAGACAGUUUUGGGAUCAGACAUCCUUCUGGACAUUUAGAGAGCAAAACUAUUGAUCUUGUGGUUUAUGGAGAUUUCAACGGAUUUUCAGCGAUGGCUAAAACAGUGGGUUUCCCCACGGCCAUGGCAGCCAAAAUGUUGCUUGAUGGUGAAAUUGAAGCAAAAGGCCUAAUGGGGCCUUUUACAAAGGAGAUCUAUGGGCCAAUAUUAGAGCGGGUUAAAGCAGAAGGCAUUAUAUACACUACACAGAGCACACUCAAGCUAUAAUUUUGUUUGUAUCAUCACAGGCAAAAUGGCUCUCAACAUCUGCAUGAUAAACAUGCUUACUAAUAUGCUGUUGUUUUUAUAGCGUGAAGCAUGACCUAUUUUGAUUGUGUCAAUAAAAUGGUGGUUUUGAAUAAAAAUCUCAAUUUUAAUUUGAAAAUGUUCAGAAUAUGAGAGGCCAGUCAUUAUGGGAGAACUUAAGUAAUUUUACUAUGUAUUACUAUAUAUGUAUAAAAUGAUAAUGAUCAUACUUUGUUAACU